Messenger RNA from Paramuricea clavata, 1069 nucleotides. The record is from the annotation of a GenBank genome assembly. NCBI's taxonomy places the organism in Eukaryota, Metazoa, Cnidaria, Anthozoa, Malacalcyonacea, Plexauridae.
AUGCCAUCGCUAAUAAAGCGAAGGCGAAUAGAUCAUGGUCUGCCUCCAUUUGAUUGGAAAUUACUUAAAAUUGUAGAAGAGCUCGGUAGUGGCACUUUCGGUUCCGUCCAUUGCGGGACAUAUGGAAAAGACAAGAAGACCGUGGUUAUAAAGAAGCUUAAGAGCGAAUCUGGUGACGCUAAAAGCCGCUUUAUAAAAGAAGCCAAAAUGCUUCUUGGAAUUACGCAUGCAAAUAUACCUGCAUUUCUCGGCUUUUCGGAUAGUCCUUAUGCAAUCAUGAUGGAGUACGUAAUGUUUGACUUCCAACCGUUCGGACUUGAAAAACAAGUUCGAAGAUUUCUGCCAUUUUGUUGAUGAUGAAUGGAACUUUGACUCGUUUGCUGAUGUUCUCGUUGUCUGCGUAAAAGAUGUUGUUAACGCCUUCGAAUAUCUACACAAGCGUGAUAUCGCGCACAGAGAUCUGAAAGCAAACAACGUGUUAAUAACCAACCAGCAUUAUUGCCACAAAGACAAAGAAUCCUUUUCGCACAUUUAUGCAGAAUGUCCGGUUGUUUGCAAGCUGACGGAUUUUGGUUUAAGUAGAUCGCUAGACGCCCAAACGCAAUCGAUUUUACAGUCUCAUACGGAAGAAAUAAUUCGUGGCACACCGGUUUAUAUGGCUCCCGAAAUUCAUCUGGGCAUAUUGAAAAGUGCAAACCAGAUCGACUUAAAAAAAACGGAUAUUUGGUCCCUUGGCAUCCUAGCGUACGCUGUGAUCAACCCAAAUUUAAUAAACCCCUACUAUAAAGAAGCAGAUGCAUUAGGUAGCCCGCUCACUAUGGAGAUCAUGAAAUCCUUCAUGCAAAGCCAAUUAUUUCCCACCCAUGACGCGAAAUACGAGUUACACCGAGUCACACUAUGGUUGCAGAUUGAGGAAAUAUUUAACUCGUGCGCAAAGUUUGACCCGAAUGAAAGGCCAGCAAUUUCUGAAAUUGCACAAGGAUUGAACGUUGAAGAUCCAGAGGAGUCUUUAAUCGUCAAAGGGCUUAAACAUCAGCCAGAACACCGCACUAGAAAACGCCGACUCUGA